Messenger RNA from Choloepus didactylus (southern two-toed sloth), 4890 nucleotides. It is a transcript of the gene ENPP4, whose product is annotated as ectonucleotide pyrophosphatase/phosphodiesterase 4. The record is from RefSeq and is a predicted model, not a curated record. The transcript is spliced from 5 exons. Bases 434 to 1804 code for a protein of 456 amino acids. NCBI's taxonomy places the organism in Eukaryota, Metazoa, Chordata, Mammalia, Pilosa, Megalonychidae.
AUUCCAGAGCCGCAGGCCUAACAGCUGCGCGCACCCUUGAGCGCCCUCUGCAGCGAAAUCUCCAGGAGGCUAGGCGGGUUAACCGCGGUGCGGGUGUCCGCUACUGCGCAGGCGCCUCAGGAAGGCCUCUGUCUGCCCUCGAUCGGUCGUCCUGUUUCCCCCCGCCCCCAGUGCGAGCAAGUGCCGCGUUCCGCGGUCGUCCGGUUCCGCGCGCGGAAGAAGCAGUGGCGGGAGGAAACUGAAGCUGGGAAAAGUUGGAUCUGCCCAGGAUCCUCUAGCUGAGCCAGGGUCCAAGGAUACUUUUACUUGAGAGCCUGUAGUUUUUCUACUCUGUCUGCUUAUAAGACUGGGAACAAGGAUUGGGGCACCUGGAUCCUAGCAGUGUGCCAAGGUAUUACUGAACCCCAGGGAACCUUGAUUGCUCUCCUUCAACAUGUUCAUGAUGAAGUUAUUAGUACUACUUUUAUUUUCUGUAUUUAUAACUGGUUGUAGAGGUAACUCUUCCUAUAGUUUGACACCUAAGUUACUGUUGGUGUCCUUUGAUGGCUUCAGAGCUGACUAUCUGCAGAAGUAUGAAUUUCCUCAUCUCCAGAAUUUUAUUAAAGAAGGUGUGUUGGUAGAAAAUGUUAAAAAUGUUUUCAUCACAAAAACAUUUCCAAACCAUUACAGUAUUGUGACAGGCUUGUACGAAGAAAGCCACGGCAUUGUGGCUAAUUCCAUGUAUGAUGCCGUCACAAAGAAACAUUUUUCUGACUCUAAUGACAAGGAUCCUUUUUGGUGGAAUGAGGCAGUGCCUAUUUGGGUGACCAAUCAGCUUCAGGAAAACAGAACAAGUGCUGCUGCUAUGUGGCCUGGUACUGAUGUACCCAUUCACAACACCACACCUUCCUAUUUUAUGAAUUAUAACUCCUCAGUGUCAUUUGCAGAGAGACUAAAUAAUAUUACUCUGUGGCUGAGCAAUUCAAACCCACCAGUCACCUUUGCAACACUCUAUUGGGAAGAACCAGAUGCAAGUGGCCACAAAUACGGACCAGAAGAUAAAGAAAACAUGCGUACAGUGUUGAAAGAAAUAGAUAAACAUAUUGGUGACCUAGUCCAUAAACUCAAGAUGUUAGGAUUGUGGGAAAAUCUUAAUGUGAUCAUUACAAGUGAUCAUGGGAUGACCCAGUGUUCUAAGGACAGAUUGAUAAACUUGGACCGCUGCAUUGAUCAUUCAGACUACACUCUUAUAGAUUUGACCCCAGUUGCUGCAAUACUUCCCAAAAGAAAUAGAACAGAAGUUUAUAACAAACUGAAAAUCUGUAGCCCUCAGAUGACUGUUUAUCUCAAAGAAGAUAUUCCUGCCAGAUUUUAUUACCAACAUAAUGAUCGAAUUCAGCCUAUUAUUUUGGUUGCUGAGGAAGGCUGGACAAUUGUGCUAAAUAAAUCACUAUCAAAAUUAGGUGACCAUGGUUAUGAUAAUUCUUUGCCUAGUAUGCAUCCAUUUCUAGCUGCCCAUGGCCCUGCAUUUCACAAAGGCUACAAGCACAGCACAAUUAACAGUGUGGAUAUUUAUCCAAUGAUGUGCCACAUCUUGGGAUUAAAACCACGUCCUAAUAAUGGGACCUUUGGCAAUACUAAGUGUUUGUUAGUUGACCAGUGGUGCAUUAAUCUCCUAGAAGCCAUUGGAAUUGUUAUCAGUGCACUUUUGGUGUUAACCACUCUAACUUGCCUCAUAAUAAUCAUGAAGAAUAGGCUGUCUGUACCACAUCCAUUUUCCCGACUUCAGCUACAAGAUGAUGAUGAUGAUCCUUUAAUUGGGUAACAUGUGCUGGGGUUUAUACAAAGUGUCUUCAAUUAGACAUAAAACAGGAUGCACCCAAGAAAUGGUGUUAUAAGUUUGAAAAAGUGUACUUUGAAAGACAAAGGAGUUAGACUGAGCAUGCUAAAAUUAUUUUGUUUUGUUUUUCCUUGAGUUUUGUUUUGCUGUAUUUACCAAUAUAAAAACCCUGACCAUAGUAAGAAUUUCUAGUAGAUCAUUAGUUAACAUGAUCUGUUUCUCUAACCAGAAACAUUUUAUGAGAAAAACACUCACUCUGACUUUUUUUUGUGUGAUGAAGAUGUGAUGCAUCUUUAAAUGAAAAUAUACCAAAAUCCAGUAGGCAUGCAUUUCUUUUAAGUUGAUAUAUUUAUAAAUAAAAGAAUAGAAAUCUUUAUGUAAUUCUUGAAUUUUAUAUAUCAGGGAGGAAAGGUUUCCUAUAUUUUUAUAUUUACCUUUAAUUGAGUUUGUAUCCCAAUUAAACACUUGAGGUAGGAAAUUUUUCUGUGAUGGUUAAUAAAAUUGGUUAACCAGGCAGAAAAGAUCUAGCAAAUAGACAAAUAAUUUUAAGGAAAGUUUUUGUUUGUUUUUGUUUUUGUUUUUUUUUAAACUAAGACUAGUUGAUACAAAGCCUGAAUUACCACCAUUGUAUUUUAAGCUGUGGAAGUCUCAGAAAGUUGUAUCUUUUGAAGAUAAUUGCCUAUUAGAAAUUCAGAAGAAAAGAGAGAAAAGUGCUGAAGACUUUGUGGCUAAUGUCUUUGUGUAAGUGAUUUAGUUGUGUGCGUGUGCAUGCGCAGAUAUUAUGUGACUUAAUGUAGGAGGAGGUCAGAGGUAGACUGGACUUUAGUUGGGCGGGCUUACACGUUCCCAUAAGAAUGUGGUUAUUUUUGCACUUCGUUUCUGUUUACUUUCUCCUAACCUACAAGUUAAAGUCAUAAUUUAAAGAAUUCUUUAUUUUUUAUCAUUUUUAACUUUCUCAUGCUAUUUAUUGUAUCAAGGUAUCCAGGUGCUACACAAACAAGUAUUACCUGAAUAGAAAUCUGUUUUUGCUUGGGUCAGAAUGAGGAAGAGAUUUUUAUAUUUACCUUUGAGACUUUAUAGGCAACAGAGCAGUUAAGAAAUUUAAAAUGAAAUUAAGUUAUCUUUUGACCUUUUACAUCAUUCAUGUAUUCAGUGGCAGAAAGAAUAACAUUCUGUUAACAUUGAAUAGCCAGAAACCCCUGUUUUUACCCUGGUAAUUGGAUCACAGAAGUAAUCCCUCUGCUCAUUUCAUUAACGUAUUUGUUCAGCACCAAGGAUUUGUUGUAAAAGAUCUAUCAUGCUACCUUUGCUAGGUGUUAUCUUCUAAUAAUUAAAAUUAAUAUGAAGAGCUGAGUUGUGGCAGACCAGAUUAUAUCUAUUAGGGGAAAAAAAUGAGUUAAGAACCAUUCAUCAGGACCUGAGGCAAGCAGUUAAUAUUGAAAGUGUGAGCUUUAAAGUUUCAACAAUAUAAAAUAAAUCUGGUAACUGUUUUGAAGAUACAAAAAUAAUCUGUAGUGAACAUACAGUCCAAUUAAAAGUUGGUUAUCUAUGAUGGUGAAGAACAGCAGUGGUGUUGGUCAUCAAAUAUAUGAUUCAUCCCACUGAGUCACUCUAUUUCCUGAGCCUUGUGUUUGAUGCCAUUUGUAUUUGGGGCCCUUGAAAGAAGUUUCCACACCUUGCAUAAAUAAUCUGGGCUAUUGAUUAUAGGACUUGACUAUAUUAACAGCAUAAUGAACAAAUAAAUGAAAUAUAAACAAUAGGACUAAUUUUGCUUCUUGGCAAAUUUUAUUUAUGAUUUGUUUCCUCACAUGAACCAGUUAUCUUGAAGGUUAAUAGUUAAUUUGAACAAAAUAAUUGCAAAAUGUUUUUCUACUUCAUUUUCCAUUUAAAAAAAUAUACAAAGACUAGAACUGCCACAUUUAAAGCUUUUUUUUUUUUUUUUUUUUUGACUAGUGAACAUUUUUUGAAGUAUAUAAAAUAGUAGCAAGAUAUUUAAUACUAGGUUGAAUCGAGCUUGGUCCUUACAAUGGUGUGGAUUUUAGUGAUUGCAUUAGCUUAAUUGGUGGUUAUGAAUUUCAGGAGUCUAUACAUGGCAUCCAACCUGGGGUUCAGUAUAUGAAGAUAUGUCCUGUCAGUGUCAUAACCUUUUCAACAAAAGACAUUUACUUGUUUUUCUUGUCUUUUCUUUCAUUUUGUUCUCAAAGUAUUUAAUUUUAAAUUAGGUAGACUGAUUUUUUAUGUAUAUGUUGAUGGAACAAGAAUAGUUUUUAAUCAAAGAGAAAUCUAUAUAUAAUAUUGAACUUUGCAUUAAUUUGUGUCUUUAAAAAAUUAUCACUUAAAGUCAAUGACUACUCUAGGACGAUGAGAAAAUCUAGUGAAGCUAGCCUUUUAUAUUAAAGUUUUGGUGUAUAUUUUAUUAAAUAAUUGACUAAUAUGCUGCUAUGUUUUCUGGAUGGUAUAAAGUAUAUGUCGCCAGAGAACAUUUCAUCAUUUCUGGCAACAUUAGUCAAAUGUAACAGGAAAACUUUCAAUGAGGUAUUUUUUGUUAAUUCAGUGAGUGAAUGUUUCCAGAAUAAGUACAUUUACUUAUGAACUAGGGACAGUUCUGCUGGGGGUAUUAAUGUAUAAAUUCUUCUGGUAAAGAAUAAUAGAAAAAAACUUAUUUGAAUAUUUUGCACUAUAGGCUUUGUGUUCCAUUAGGCUUGGUAUAAUAAUUUGUAAGUGAAGGUCUUGGAACAUUGAAGGAAUAAAACUGCACUUGGCAUUGUUCUUGGGUGGCUCCCUCUCUUGCCCAUAUCUCAUAAGCUUUAGGGAUGAUUGCAUUUAAUUCUUUUUUUUUUUUUUUUUUUUUGACAGUUUUACUUUAUUGUGAAUGCAUAAAACUACAAAUGAAGAAAAGUGUGUGUUCAUUGUCAAUUUGUAAAAUAGUGUGCAAAUAAAAUGACAUGACUGCUUUAAAAAAUUUGUAUUAGUGCCUUAAGUUAAAGUAAAAUAUACUUUGACUAUAUUGUUUGAAAUCAUAGUUAAUGACCUUGCUUAUGAUUAAAAAAUUUACAUGAAUAAAAUCUACC